AAAUUGAUCAAAACGUAAACAUGUGCAAUUAUUUGGCGCGCCAGUAGUUUCAAUGAAGUCACCGCACUAGGUGUGCUCACGAUCACCGAAACGCUGGACAAAUUUCCGCCGUCGCGUCGGGUACGUUCACGGUGUAAAUACGAACAAGCAACGUCAUCUGCUUACUUGCUGGUUUGUGGAUCCCCGAUCUUUGCAGUUUAAUUUUCUGCAUAAGGACAUCGACAACCGUAUCACUCAGGAUCCUUCUACAAACGAGAGAGGUGAUAAUAUGCAGUAACCAUGGUAACUCCUUUUGUAGAUGGUUGGGACUUUGUACAGACGUUAGGCGAAGGAGCAUAUGGAGAGGUCAAGUUAGCCGUCAACCGGUCAACUCAGGAGGCAGUAGCGGUCAAGAUUCUACAUCUAGAUAAACAACAAGGGGCAGCUGAUAGUGUUAGGAAAGAGGUAUGCAUUCAUCGAAUGUUAGGAGAUCCGCAUAUCAUCCGUUUCUAUGGUCAUCGUAAAGAGGGCAGCAUCCAGUAUUUGUUCGUGGAGUACGCUAGCGGAGGAGAGCUCUUUGAUAGAAUAGAGCCUGAUGUUGGCAUGCAAGUUACCGAAGCUCAUCGUUUCUUCUCACAACUCAUUGGCGGUGUAGAGUACCUGCAUAAGAAAGGGGUCACGCAUCGCGACCUCAAACCAGAAAACCUGCUCCUAGAUGAACAUGAUAACCUGAAGGUUUCAGACUUUGGGCUAGCGACCGUCUUCCGGCACCAGGGCAAGGAGCGUCUCUUGGGCAAGUGCUGCGGGACGCCGCCUUACGUUGCCCCAGAGGUACUCAAGAGGAAGGAAUACCACGCCGAACCGGCUGACGUUUGGUCUUGUGGGAUUAUACUGGUCGCCAUGCUGGCUGGGGAAUUGCCGUGGGAUGAGCCGACAUACAGCUGUAAGGAGUACUGUGAUUGGUUGGAUAAGAAGAUGCAUCUGUCUCCUUGGAAAAAGAUCGAUACCACACCCCUUGCCCUUCUGAGGAAGAUCCUGACGGAGACUCCGGCCAAGAGGAUUACCAUCUCACAAAUAAAGAAAGAUCGCUGGUACAGGUCAAAAGGUACCAUCGGAAGAGUCCCCACCAGCUCGCCGAAUACAGGCAGUAUGAAGCGAGUGUGUACCGGAAAUGAUCUGUCACCGCUUGCAGCUGGAAACAACAAAGUCUCGUCCUCUCAACCCACCUACCACACCAAUGCCCCAUCGACACCAGGCGAGGGCAGUAUACCGAGCUCAGUGGAGGAACUUGUGAACGCUUUCAGUUUCUCCCAGCCUAUACAUUCAGACAACAUGCUGUUGAGUAGUCAGCUGCAGUGUACUCCAGGAGCUUCACAGACCCCCAUGCAGAGACUCGUGAGACGCAUGACAAGGUUCUUCACAAGCUGCGGCUGUGAGAAAACACUGAAGGUCCUUACAACUACAUUGGAUAAACUCCCCAUCUACUCAUGGAAGAAGAGCUGUCGAAAUCAGGUGACAAUAUCUACUCUAGAUAAGCGUAAGAACCAACUCACUUUCAAGGCCAACCUGCUUGAAAUGGAUCAGAAAGUACUAGUAGACUUCAGACUGUCAAAGGGUGACGGUCUGGAGUUCAAGAAGCACUUCGUGAAGAUCAAGGAUAAGCUUCCACCCAUCAUUGUCAAAGGGCCUCCUCUGAUGCCACUAUGACCUUUAACCUCUACCACACAUCUGGGACUAUCCACUGUAAUCUCACCGAUGCAAAUUUGAACUUCCUCCGUGCCUUGGAUAGCACUAGGACAAAAGCUAGUCUUGUUUAGGCAAGGCCAAACGAACGAGACCACUCUGAACUUGUAACGAUCCUCUGAUUGCCUUGCGUCCAUCUCUGCUCCUUGUCAGAAACAAACUAGACCUCCACUCGAGCCGUUCUGAACUUGUUCCAACUUUGUGGAUUCAAGAGGACCACCUCUUCCCAAUACAGUGAAAUCUGUAUAUAAAGAACUUUCAGGGAAACAUGAAACAUAGUCUUUAUUGGCAGUAUAUACAGAUUCCUUCAGUACAGGAUUCAAUGAAGAACAAUAUUCAAGGAAAACAAAAAAUGUCUCCUUAAUAGACAGAUAGUCUUUCUAUACAGGUGGUCGCUAUAGCAAAUUUGACUAUCUGGGACCAAAUGGUACCAUACCAAUGUCAUUUUUAACUUCCUCAGAAACAAAUUCCAUGGAUUCAUCAAAAAUCUCAAGGAAUGGCUCAGUUCUUGGCAUCAUCAUUCCUUCUUUAAAGUUAUACAUGUUUGUAUGUGCUCAUUAUCAAAGUUAAUUUACACAAGAUUUCCUUGUUACCGUAAUUGUUACUUUUGCAAAAAGUCGCAUUUUUUUCCGAAAAGAAGAAAUUAGUGUUUGUAUGUUUGUGUCUCUGUCAUGGUGCUUUGCGAAUUGUAUGCUUGUUAUUAUGAUUUUUGUCUUUGACCAAGUAUUCCUGUCUGGUUUUAUUUCAUCCAAAAAUAUAAACAAAUCUCUUGACAGCACCAUAGUCUAGUGAUACAAGAAAGAAUGAUUAUUCAGUAGAUAUCAAGAGACAUUCAUUUUGGAAUGAAAUGAAGGAUAAUUGUCUCACAUGUACACUGUAUGUCAUAUGGGACAUGUUGCGCGGAAUUGCCUUUUUUGUUUGUUUUGUCGUUAUAAAAAUGUGCCAAAAUAUAUAUGUUGCCUUGUUGAAGUUUCCUUAAUCCUAAACAUUACAUUUGAGAUAUAAUCAUGGUUUUCCUAGAUUUUCUCACAAUGUCUGUAUAGAUCAAUGCAAAUAAUGAGGGAAAUACUUUAGAUUAGAAGAUUACUUUAUACCGGUGUAAACCUAGUUAAGAUCAUUUUUUUAGAGACGCACAAUUGGAUUGAAAUUCAGGACUUGCAUGAUGGAAAAGGGACAUUAAAGUCAAUAUGAAUUUGAAUUCCUAUGAUGGUUAAGGACCAGGAGUAAGGAUCAUUCGAGUUACAUGUAUAGAACUGCACUGCUAUUUUGCCAAAAGUGUGUGUUAUUGUAUGCGUAGCAGAUAAAUUGUAAAGGGGUUAUGUUUAUGUUUAUGUUUAGAUUUUUGUCUCAAGUUGAAGUACAGCAUUCAGUUAGCGUAUGAUAUUAUCGUAGGGCAAUUUUCGCAGAAACACUGAAUGGAUUGUUUACAUAUUGCUCAUUUAACCCACUGAGUAAUUAAAACCAAGACGGUCCUUUCAUUCGUACCCUCGUCGUGUGUGUUUUGGGAAUCACACGAUUGGUGGAGACAUGGCGAUCUGUGUGGUAUGCAUGUUGGAGAGAGGGAAAAGAUGAAUUUAGACAAAUUAAAAAAUAUGUAAGAACAGACAAAAUCUGGACUAGACAAAAAUUAAGCCUUGAGCAAUCGUCACGGGAGCACAUGUCUGGCAUAUUUUGUUAAAACACCUCUUUUUGAGAAUUGACACAUGUAAUGUGGUAUAUGCUUUUUUGUCUGGUCUUGUGUAACAGUACAGUUUUGACAUCACCUUGGCCAAAUUUUUUAACCGUGCUCCUCAAAAGCAGUCGAUAUAUAUAUGCUAUGUAAUUUAAGUAAACAAUGCAGAAAAAAUUGCCAAGCAGUAUUAUGGAACUAUGGUUUCCUUUACAUCACUGUAGUAUAAAUGUUAUCAUGUAUAGCUAGACAUUGUAGUUUAUUCCUAAAUACAUGCAGUACUAAAAUAGAUAGGUAGUUUUUUAAGUACACACAUGGUCAUGUACCACAUAGUUAAAGUACUAAACUUAAUGUAUUACUGGUAUGAAUGACUCUUUGUCUCAAAUGUCUGUGUGAAAGUGGACUCUAAAUAAUUUGGUAAAAAGUACAUGCUGUUCAUACAGCAACUAGAUUAUUCAUAACUCUUAUAAAAUUGGUGCUUUUGUGUAUUUUGUUACUCAAGAAUGAAAGGUGAACUGGUUGAAUUAGGGCCUUUGUUGAAUAACGGUACUUUAAGAUGACAGUAUUAUCUCCUUCUCAAGAUACAUAAGUCGGGAUAAAUCACCUUUUUAAUAUAUUAUACUUUAAAAUUCCAAAACUUGGUAAGGGUAUGAAUAAUUUAGUUGAUAACUGUAUACCAUACAUGUACUUAUAAUGUAAAACUAGAGACAUUUGUGUCAUGAUCAUGAAACAGCUAUGAAUGACUGGAUGGCUAUUUGCAGGGGCAGAUCCAGGGGGGGGGGCCCUUUUUCAUUCCGGAAAAAAAGCUAAGAUAUAUUCACAUAAAUGUUCAGUUUAGGCAUUCAGAAAUGACUCUGAUGGAACCAUAGAGCAUCCAUAAAAAAAAAAGUUUUGGAAUCAGAAUCACCUUAUGAAAUUUGCACAAGAUUCAUGGACAGCAAAGUUUAAAGAUUCAAGGUAUUUGUGUUGAUGUCUUCAUGUUUUUUUUUUCUGGAGUUUUUUGGGAAAAUUAUAUUUUCAUUGUUGUAAGAAUAGCAGAAAACUGCUCUAUAAACACGUUUAAAAAUUGUAAGUGCACAAAUCGUUUAGUCUACUCAGACUUGGCUGCAAAUACAAAUUUAUUUUGUCACUUUA
Molecule: messenger RNA, 4525 nt
Organism: Strongylocentrotus purpuratus (purple sea urchin)
Lineage: Eukaryota; Metazoa; Echinodermata; Echinoidea; Camarodonta; Strongylocentrotidae
Gene: Chk1
Product: checkpoint kinase 1
Exons: 13
Coding region: 280-1686 (468 amino acids)
Biological process (GO): DNA damage checkpoint signaling; protein phosphorylation
Cellular component (GO): nucleus
Molecular function (GO): protein serine/threonine kinase activity; ATP binding
Source: RefSeq, a predicted model, not a curated record